AAGAAGACCUUCUCGUUGCGUCUUCAACUACCUACAACUUCAUCUUGUCAAGGCAACGAUGCGUGUUUUAGGAAUGAAGGCAUUGUUAUUAUUUUUGUUGGUGUGCGUCGAAAACUGUUCAGCAAACCUUGUGGCUGGAAACGAUACCCAUGUAGCUGGAGAGGCUUUCAAAACCAACAGAAUAAAAAUGGGGGACGAGGAACUGUACAUAGUAACCGCUGCAGAUGGAACACCUUUGACAACAAUUGAUGUUUUCAAUGAUGAGGGAUAUGAAAUCGAGUUCACUCCAGAUGGCAGCAAGUGUCGCCUUAGCCAGGUUCAUGACAACAGUUCAUGCUUCGAAGAGGUGCCACUUGCGGACGAUGAGCCAGUUUCCGCACUUAUUUAUGAACGUUGCAGAGGCAGAGAGAUCGUGACCUUGAAACCAGUGGAUUGCGAAGCUCAUUCCAAGCCCCUAGCAGAUGCAAGCAGUCGUGAAAAACGGUUCUUUCGCUGGUGCCUACGACGGAUAUAUCGCGUCAGUUGCUCUCUACGAUGUUGUUUCCGCUACAAAUGCUCCGUGAAUGUUUAUUGGGAAUGGUACAGGUGUUGAUUCCUCAGCCCUGUUGACAGAUCCAAGAUUAUAAAAGAUGUCAUUGGAGCGCUGUUAUGAACUGACAUUUUGUUACAAAUUCUAUAUGCAGAUUUUUAUUUGUGUGACUGUGUUACGUGUAAUGUAAUGUGGCUUUCAAAUGUAUGAUUAUUGUUUCCCGGAAACAAAACUUGAUUCCUAACAACUUUACUUUUACUUCGCCCCGUAAAAACCACAUUCAUUCAAAUAAUUUCUUUAUAUAAAAAUAAAAUUAUAGAGACUCCUUCACGCAUAUUUUUUCUGAAAAAAAUUGUUUGUCGUUCUUAUAUAAAUUAGUUCGUUAAUAACUAAUUGGAAUGUU
Molecule: messenger RNA, 932 nt
Organism: Dreissena polymorpha
Lineage: Eukaryota; Metazoa; Mollusca; Bivalvia; Myida; Dreissenidae
Exons: 6
Coding region: 59-592 (177 amino acids)
Source: RefSeq, a predicted model, not a curated record